Messenger RNA from Lolium perenne, 2139 nucleotides. RefSeq names its product protein NRT1/ PTR FAMILY 6.3. NCBI's taxonomy places the organism in Eukaryota, Viridiplantae, Streptophyta, Magnoliopsida, Poales, Poaceae. Gene Ontology annotation, molecular function: transmembrane transporter activity. Gene Ontology annotation, biological process: transmembrane transport. The record is from RefSeq and is a predicted model, not a curated record. Gene Ontology annotation, cellular component: membrane.
AGCCCGAAUCCCCAGCCAGAGAUCCACCGGUGCCCGGCUAUAAAAAGACCCCUCGGACCACUCCACCAGCAUCAUCACCUUCCCCUCGAUCGAGCUCGAGCCUCCUCGUCACCGCACCACUUGUCCCCUGGCUGCUCGCUUGAUUCUGCCAGCACGAUCGAGCACGUGAUAUUCAAGUAGACAUGGACACGGUGCUGCCGGAGACCGCGGCGGAGGCCGGCAAGCAGGGCGCCACCCUGACGGACGCCUGGGACUACAAGGGCCGCCCCGCCGCCCGCGCCUCUACCGGCGGGUGGGGGUGCGCCGCCAUGAUCCUGGGAGCGGAGCUGUUCGAGCGGAUGACCACGCUGGGCAUCGCGGUGAACCUGGUGCCGUACAUGACCGGCACCAUGCACCUCGGCAGCGCCGCCGCCGCCAACACCGUCACCAACUUCAUCGGCACCUCCUUCAUGCUCUGCCUCCUCGGCGGCUUCAUCGCCGACACCUACCUCGGCCGCUACCUCACCAUCGCCGUCUUUUGCGCCGUCCAAUCAGCCGGCGUCAUGGUGCUGACGAUCUCGACGGUGGCGCCAACGCUGCGGCCGGCGCCGUGCGGAGAUAUGACAGGGCAGAGCGCCGGCUGCGUGCCGGCAAACGGGACGCAGCUCGGGGUCCUGUACCUGGGGCUGUACAUGACGGCGCUGGGCACGGGCGGGCUCAAGUCGAGCGUGUCCGGCUUCGGGUCGGACCAGUUCGACGACUCCGACGACGGCGAGCGCAAGAAGAUGACGCGCUUCUUCAACUGGUUCUACUUCUUCGUCAGCAUCGGCGCGCUGCUCGCCGUCACCGUGCUGGUCUACGUGCAGGACAACGUCGGCCGCCGCUACGGCUACGGCAUCUGCGCCGUCGGCAUCCUCGCCGGCCUCGGCGUGUUCCUGUCCGGCACCCGGAAAUACCGGUUCAAGAAGCUCGUGGGGAGCCCGCUGACGCAGGUCGCCGCCGUGACGGCCGCGGCGUGGAGCAAGCGUGCCCUGCCGCUGCCGUCCGACCCGAGCAUGCUCUACGACGUCGACGACGCCGCUGCAGCCGGCGCGGACCUCAAGGGCAAGCUCAAGCUCCCCCACAGCAAGGAGUGCCGAUUUCUCGACCAUGCGGCGGUCAUUGACCGCGAGUCGCCGGUGGCUAAGAGCAAGUGGAUGUUACGCACGCGGACGGAUGUGGAGGAGGUGAAGCAGGUGGUGCGCAUGCUGCCCAUCUGGGCGACCACGAUCAUGUUUUGGACGAUCCACGCGCAGAUGACCACCUUCGCCGUCGAGCAGGCCUCUGUCAUGGACCGCGCCAUCGGUGGCUCGGGCUUCCUCAUCCCCGCCGGCUCCCUCACCGUCUUCCUCAUUGGCUCCAUUCUCCUAACCGUGCCCCUCUACGACCGCCUCGUGGCCCCCAUAGCACGCCGGAUCACAGGCAAUCCACAGGGGCUCUCCCCGCUGCAACGCGUCUUCGCCGGCUUGUUCCUCUCCAUCGCCGGCAUGGCCGCCGCCGCGCUCAUCGAGCGCCAUCGGCUCACCUCGUCAGCGCGCGGGGACAUGCUCACCGUGUUCCUGCUCAUGCCCCAGUUCCUGCUUGUCGGCGCCGGCGAGGCCUUCACAUACAUGGGCCAGCUCGCCUUCUUCCUGCGCGAGUGCCCCAAGGGAAUGAAGACCAUGAGCACGGGGUUGUUCCUCAGCACGUGCGCACUCGGCUUCUUCUUCAGCACCCUCAUUGUUACCAUCGUGCACAAGGUCACCGGCCACGGGACGCGGGGCGGCGGCUGGCUCGCCAACAACAUCAAUGAUGGUAGGCUCGAUUACUUCUACUGGUUGCUCGCUGUGAUGAGCGCCAUCAACCUCUGCUUCUUCACUGUUGCGGCUAGGGGGUAUGUGUACAAGGACAAUCGCCUUGCAGAUGCCGGCAUCGAGCUUGCUGACGAGGAGGCCAUGGUCGUUGGCCACUGAAGAUAACCCUGCAUGCUUACAUCGUUGUAUACAUAUGUAACCUUUUUAUUUUGCUUUUUAUCGUUAAAUACCUCUUGCUAACCCUCCAAUUAUAAAUAUGCAAAAUGCGUAGUAGGGUUGUCAACACCUACUUUUUUUUCCUAAGGAAACUUCUGACUUUUCUUUGAUA